This is a messenger RNA of Ornithorhynchus anatinus (platypus), 4757 nucleotides long. It is a transcript of the gene JAK3, whose product is annotated as Janus kinase 3. Gene Ontology annotation, cellular component: cytosol; membrane; cytoskeleton. NCBI's taxonomy places the organism in Eukaryota, Metazoa, Chordata, Mammalia, Monotremata, Ornithorhynchidae. The transcript has 24 exons. The record is from RefSeq and is a predicted model, not a curated record. Gene Ontology annotation, molecular function: cytokine receptor binding; non-membrane spanning protein tyrosine kinase activity; ATP binding. Gene Ontology annotation, biological process: cell differentiation; intracellular signal transduction; cell surface receptor signaling pathway via JAK-STAT. The coding region runs from base 162 to 3506 and encodes 1114 amino acids.
CCAUCUCACCCCCAGCUGCGCAGUAACACAGACGUGGCUGGCGAGGGUGCCCAGCCUGCUACCACCUUCCCUGACCCAGGCCUGGAAAAUCUGCCCACCCUGGGCAGGCUGGAUCCUGCUCACCCGACCCACUCCUUGCCAGGCUCCCCACUGCCCUGGCCAUGGCGCCCCUAGGGGAAGACACACCCCUGAUCGGGGGUCGCUCCUGCAGUCUGUCGUCCAGUGAGGUGGGGGGGCUGCAGCUCCUCCUGUACCAUCACACCAACGCCCCUCGCUCGGUGCCUGACUCAUCCUGGAUCCUGACCUUCUCCUUCGGGGAGUACUCUGCCGAAGAUCUCUGCAUCGCAGCUGCCAAAGCCUGUGGGAUCCUGCCCGUGUGCCACAGUCUCUUUGCCCUGGCUACAGAAGAUCUGAAGUGCUGGUUUCCGCCCAACCACAUCUUCACAGUGGAUGACACGAGUGCGCAGGUCCUCGUCUACAGGCUGAGGUUCUUUUUCCCAAACUGGUUUGGCCUGGAGAGAUGUUACCGCUUCGGGCUGAGGAAAGAUCGAGCCAGCGCCAUCCUAGACUUCCCCGUCCUUGACUACCUGUUUGCCCAGGCCCGCAGUGACUUUGUCAGUGGGAGGAUGGAGUUCAGCUUGAGUCUGAAGGAGCAAGAGGAGUGUCUGAGCUUGGCUGUGCUGGACCUGACCCAGCUGGCCCGGGAGAAGGGCCAGGGCCCAGAGGAGAUCUUCAAGAGUGUCAGCUAUAAGUCCUGCCUCCCGGAAAAAUUCCGACGGCAGAUCCAGGGACUCAGCUUCCUGACCCGGAAGAGGAUCCGAAAGACCGUGCAGCAGUCCCUGCGGCAGGUGGCUGGGUGCCAGGCCGACGGGCGGUCACUGAAGCUCAAGUACCUGAUGGACCUGGAGCGGAUGGACUCGGCCUUCCCGCCCGAGACCUUCCCCGUGAAGGCCCCUGGGACUGGGCACAGUGAGGGCGCCUGCCAGUUUAUCCACGUGUCUGGGGAGAAUGGCAUCUCCUGGAACUCCAGUGGCAAUGAGGGCUCUCAGCAUUUCUGCGACUUUCCCGAAAUCACCGACAUCAGCAUCAAGCAAGUGAGUCGGGACGGCAACCCCAGGGAGACCCGGCUCGUUACUCUCACCAGGACAGAUAACAGGACCCUGGAGGUGGAGUUCCCCACUCUGCGGGAGGCCCUGUCCUUCAUCUCCCUCAUCGAUGGCUACUACCGCCUCACGGCCGAUGCUCACCACUAUUUCUGCAAGGAGGUUGCCCCACCGCAGCUCUUGGAAAACAUAGAGGACCAGUGCCACGGCCCCAUCACGUCCGAGUUUGCAGUGAACAAGCUGAAAGUGGCGGGAGGAAUUGCAGGCUCCUACCUGCUGCGUCGCAGCCCCCAGGACUUUGACAGCUUCCUGCUCACCAUAUGCAUCCAGACCCCGCUGGGCCGGGACUACAAGGGUUGCCUGAUCCGGAAGGAUCCGUCAGGCAGCUUCUCGCUGGCCGGGGUGGGCCGUCCCCACUCGAGUCUACAAGAGCUGUUGGCCGCGGCCCAAAACACCGGCCUGCGGGCUGAUGGGUUCGCCCUCAAUCUCCACACUUGCUGCCCUCCCCGGCCCAAAGAGAAGUCCAAUUUGAUUGUGGUGCGGAGGGACUGCAGUCAGCUACCCUCGUCCCCUUCGCCGCAGCCCCGGCUUCAGCUCAGUCACAUGAUGUUUCACACCAUUCAACCCGAGAGUCUGCAGUGGCACGAAAACCUGGGCCACGGCUCUUUCACCAAGAUCUAUCGGGGCACCCGGCGGGACAUGGCAGAUGAGGAAACGCGGGAGACUGAAGUGCUUCUCAAAGUCAUGGACAGCACCCACCAAAAUUGCUCUGAGUCCUUCCUGGAAGCGGCCAGUGUGAUGAGCCAAGUCUCCCACCAGCACCUGGUGCUGCUCCACGGGGUCUGCAUGGCAGGAGACAGUAUCAUGGUGCAGGAGUUUGUCCGGUUCGGGGCGCUGGACACGCACCUGAAGAAGCACACCCCCAACAUCACUGCCAGCUGGAAGCUGCAGGUAGCCAAGCAGUUGGCCUAUGCCCUCAACUACCUGGAGGACAGACGCAUCGUCCACGGCAACGUCUCUGCCAAGAAAGUGCUGCUGGCCAGGGAAGGGGAUGGGGCCAGUGGGAGCCCCCCUUUCAUCAAACUCAGCGACCCCGGGGUCAGCCCUGCAGUGCUGGCCAAGGAGCUCCUUACUGACCGCAUCCCGUGGGUGGCCCCCGAGUGCCUGUGGGAUCCCAAGAGCUUGAGCCUGGAAGCUGACAAGUGGAGCUUCGGCGCAACAGUCUGGGAGAUCUUCAGUGGGGGCACCAUGCCCCUGAGCACCCUGGAACCUGCAGAGAAACUCCAGUUCUACAAGAAGCAGCACCAGCUGCCUGCACCCAAGUGGACGGAACUGGCCAACCUGAUCGGGCAGUGCAUGGAUUACUCUCCUCCCCGCAGACCCUCCUUCCGCGCGGUCAUCCGGGACCUCAACAGCCUCAUCACCUCAGAUUACGAACUCCUCUCGGACCUGUCCCCCAGUGAGUUGGCUGUCCGAGACGGGUUCUGGCCCAGCACCAAUCUGUCUGCCUGCCAAGACCCCACGCUGUUUGAGGAGCGCCAUCUCAAAUACAUCUCCCUGUUGGGCAAGGGCAACUUUGGGAGCGUGGAGUUGUGUCGCUACGACCCCCUGGGGGACAACACUGGGGAGCUGGUGGCUGUGAAGCGGCUGCAGCAGAGCACGGCGGAGCAACUCAGAGACUUCCAACGGGAGAUCCAGAUCCUCAAGUCUCUCCAUAGCGACUUUGUGGUCAAAUACCGGGGUGUCUGCUACAGCCCAGGCCGGAAGAGCCUGCGCCUGGUCAUGGAGUACCUGCCCAAUGGCUGCUUGCGUGAUUACCUGCAGCGCAACCGCCAGCAACUGGAUUCCCGGCUCCUACUCCUUUAUGCUUCCCAGAUCUGCAAGGGGAUGGAGUACCUGGGUUCUCAGCGCUACGUCCACAGGGACCUGGCCAACAGGAACAUCCUGGUGGAGAGCGAGACUCAUGUUAAGAUCGGGGACUUUGGCCUGGCCAAGAUCCUGCCCCAGGACAAGGAGUACUAUGUGGUUCAGGAGCCCGGCCAGAGCCCCAUCUUCUGGUAUGCCCCAGAGUCCCUGUCUGACAAUGUCUUCUCCCGGGAAUCUGAUGUCUGGAGCUUUGGGGUCGUGCUAUAUGAGCUUUACACCUACAGCGAGAAGAGCAGGAGUCCUUCAGCGGAGUUUCUGCGCAUGAUGGGAUGUGACAGGACGAUGCCCAUCCUUUGCCACUUGCUGGAGCUUCUCAAGGAAGGCAAAAGGCUACCCACUCCCCCUGGCUGCCCAUGGGAGGUGCACGAGCUAAUGAAGAGCUGCUGGGCUCACAAUCCAUGGGAACGGCCGUCCUUCAGUGCCCUGGGCCCCCAGAUCGAUGCCCUGUGGGAUGAACGGAGCAGUGGCCGGGGGUAGAUGAGUGGGGGGCCUUGAUGGAGCCCUCCCCUCCCCCCUGCCUGCCAUCAACCCCACCCCCCAUCCUCUUUGUGGGGUAAAUGGGUGAUCGAACUGCUGACCUGAGCCAAAGGGCUCAGAUAGAACACUGGGUGGGGCAGCUCCAGGAGCCUAAGUGCCAUUUCUCCCCCGGCCCUCAAAGAAUGGGAGGUCAAGACUUUCUACCCACCUCAAACACCUCUGCUACAAACUGCCCCCUACCCUGAGGACUGGUGCCCAGAUCAAGGUCAGGAUGCAAUGGUAGAAGCAACAGAGAGCUGGAGGAGGGUCAGCAUGAAAUCACACGCUGGCUGGUUCUCUGCCCGGGACUUCCCGUCUCCUCUCUUGGGCUUCGUGUCCCUCCUCCUCUUGCCUCUGGCUCACUUCCUUCACCUCCGUCCAGCCUCUACCUUGUUCAGUAACAUUAAGGUCCACCUUCUGAAAUGAGUCAUUGCGGAGCCAGAGAAACAGCCAGACUAAAUGGGUUGAACAGAAGGGUAAAAGAGUGAGUACUUCAAGUGGUUUAUUGCCAGUUGAGGAUUACCCGGCAGGAAGAAGAGUCAGUUCUCCCUCCUUUCCCACUGGACUGGCAUACAGAGACAAGGCAGUAUAAAAUGAACUAAGUUUUUUGUAGAAAAGAGAGGGUUGGGUUCAGAUCCAAGAACAGCCUAUGUUUUUUUCUAGGUAAAACUAGGUUCACUCUACAAACACACGCACACAGACUCACACAUGCACAUGCUUGCAGGCUUAUCUGGAUUAGACACAGAAGGGCCAGGGAAGAAACAGUUGAAGGAGUUUCUCAGAGCAAGCUAAGAAAGGGCUUAAGGUGGGGGCAAGGGUGUAAGAAAGUGAAAACAGCUUUUUCUCUUCAACAAACAGCCAACUGAAGGACAGAUAAAGAGAUUUCUAUUUUGACAUGGAACAGCUCAGUGUUUGUUGUGUCACCAAGGGGCAUGGUGAUGAAUUGGCUUCAGUGAAACAAAAAGGGCUAGUGUGAGUGGAAUUCAUGCAGGAAGGGUGGGGGACACCGGCACCCAAUUUUAAGACAUUUGUCUCCGCUAGUGAAGCAGAAUGGAAUGCUCCCUCUAUGACAGCUCUGUUUUCCCGGUUGAAUUAUUUCCCCAGAGACCCACUGUAGCACGCAAAGCAGCACACCUUCAGCACACCUUCAGCACACCAGGUGGCCCUUGGCCCAAUCCCCCAAGGAAGGAUAAAGGCAAUCUGUUGGAUUUA